Messenger RNA from Metarhizium brunneum ARSEF 3297, 930 nucleotides. It is a transcript of the gene efg1, whose product is annotated as rRNA-processing protein efg1. Lineage: Eukaryota; Fungi; Ascomycota; Sordariomycetes; Hypocreales; Clavicipitaceae. Gene Ontology annotation, cellular component: preribosome, small subunit precursor; nucleolus. The record is from RefSeq and is a predicted model, not a curated record. Gene Ontology annotation, biological process: maturation of SSU-rRNA from tricistronic rRNA transcript (SSU-rRNA, 5.8S rRNA, LSU-rRNA).
AUGAAGCGAUCAUUUUCCGACGUGGACAACGACGUCGAGUCUCAACCGAGACCGGCGCGAGCAAACGGCUUCAACCCAAAGCGUCAGAAGCAAUACGGCACUGGCAAGCACAAGGCCAAGGAGGGCAGCUUAGAGUAUUCGAGAAAGCGUGCUCGAAACAUCGAACGACUGCUGCAUCGCAAAAAGGACCUGCCUGCCAAUGUCCAAAAUGAUUUGCAGAGAGAGCUCGAGUCGCACAAAUCUACCGUCUCGGACAAAUCUUUUCUGAAGAGGCGGAGUGCAAUGAUUGCAAAAUACCACAUGGUUCGAUUUUUUGAGCGAAAGAAGGCGUCGCGUUUAGUGAAACAGAUCAAGCGCAAGAUUGAACAAAACCCAGGUACCGAAGAUGCUGAUGAUCUAAAACGGCAACUGCACAUUGCCGAGGUAGACGAGGCUUAUACAAUCUAUCAUCCGCAUCUGGACCCUUACAUCAGUUUGUAUGGCAACUCCAAGUCCGAGGGUAACGACAAGGGGGAGGACGCCGCAGAAGACGACAGUGAGACAAAACAAAUACGAGCAGCAGCCAAAGCUGCACUCGACGCCAAACGACCACCAAUGUGGUCUGUUGUUGAGAAGACCAUGGAAGAGGGUCCUGAAGCAUUGAAGCAAUUGCGUGAGAGGAGAUCCGCAGACGACUCAGCUCACUCAGCUCCUGCCACAAAGAAGCAUAGUCCAACAACUAGGACAAGCUCAAACAAACCAGACUCAAGGCAAGGGCACGAACAAGCUCAUGAUCAGCAAAGUCGCGCCGGAGCCAAGGAUAAGGCAAGCAAGCAGCAGAAGGGCGAACAGUCGCAACUUAAUCGGAGAGAGCGAAGACGACUUAUGCGCGAAACUAUCGCUGCUGAGCCUGAUGAAGACGAUGACGGCGGAUUUUUUGAGGAAAUGUAA